Salvia hispanica is the source of this 778-nucleotide messenger RNA. Lineage: Eukaryota; Viridiplantae; Streptophyta; Magnoliopsida; Lamiales; Lamiaceae. The record is from RefSeq and is a predicted model, not a curated record.
GCACCUUCUACUCCUACAUUUUCUCAUCAUUUGUAUAAAUCCUCACUUUUCUUCAAAAAGAUUUUAAUACAACAAUGGGAGUGAUCACUUACGACGUAGAGAGCCCUUCGUCCAUCUCGGCUGCCAAGCUGUUCAAGGCCUUGGUGAUCGACUCUGACACCCUCAUCCCGAAGAUCUUGCCUCAGGCCAUCAAGAACGUGGAGAUCUUGGAAGGGGAUGGCGGCGUUGGAACCAUCAAGGUUGUCCAUUUUGGCGAAGGGAGUGAGUACAAGAGCGUCAAGCAACGCGUGGAUGCCAUUGACAAGGACAACUUCACCUACACCUACAGCAUCAUCGAGGGCGAUGAUGCCAUUUCAGGGCUCAUCGAAUCCAUCACCUAUCAUAUCAAGAUUGUCCCAACCGAAGACGGAGGAAGCAUUUGCAAGAAUAGAAGCAUUUACAACGUCAAGGAGGGUGCUGAUGUUAGUGAGGAGAAGAUCAAGGAGGGGAAAGAGAAGGCCCUUGGUUUGUUCAAGGCUAUUGAGGCUUACAUCGUGGCAAACCCCGACUACUAGAAGAGACGAGACGGGUUGCGUAUUUUAUUUUAGUAAUAUACUUUUUUUUCGAUGAUGAUGUCAUUUUAUACACGUGGUAUUGUGUUGUGGAUCGAUGAGGGGUUGUAAUUUGAAAUAUAAAUUGUGUGUGAGACUAUGGCUUAAUUGCCUAGCUAAAAUGAUAUUGGUUUUACGUGUGUGGUUUUUUGAACUUGUGUUGAGUGAAUAAUAUUGUUUGUAUUGAA